AUGACCACUUUACUCUUGGUGUUUGUGACUCUGAGGGUCAUCGCUGCAGCCAUCUCAGUAGAAGUUUCUGAGCCUGACAACUCGCUGAGUGUCAGCAUCCCCCAACCGUCCCCGCUGCGGGUCCUCCUGGGGGGCUCCCUCACCAUCCCCUGCUACUUCAUCGACCCCAUGCACCCCGUGACCACCGCCCCCUCCACCGCCCCCCUCGCCCCGAGAAUCAAGUGGAGCCGCGUUUCCAAGGAGAAGGAGGUGGUGCUCCUGGUGGCCACGGAAGGGCAGGUGCGUGUCAACAGUGCCUACCAGGACAGGGUCACACUGCCCAACUACCCGGCCAUCCCCAGCGACGCCACCCUGGAAAUCCAGAACCUGCGCUCCAAUGACUCUGGGAUCUAUCGCUGCGAGGUGAUGCACGGCAUCGAGGACAGCGAGGCCACCCUGGAGGUCGUGGUCAAAGGCAUCGUGUUCCAUUACAGAGCCAUCUCUACACGCUACACCCUGGACUUCGACAGGGCACAGCGGGCCUGCCUGCAGAAUAGCGCCAUCAUCGCCACACCAGAGCAGCUGCAGGCCGCCUAUGAGGACGGCUUCCACCAGUGUGACGCCGGCUGGCUGGCCGACCAGACUGUCAGGUACCCCAUCCACACUCCAAGGGAAGGUUGCUAUGGGGACAAGGAUGAAUUUCCCGGCGUGAGAACCUACGGCAUCCGUGACACCAAUGAGACCUACGACGUGUACUGCUUCGCGGAGGAGAUGGAGGGUGAGGUCUUUUACGCAACAUCCCCAGAGAAGUUCACCUUCCAGGAGGCAGCCAACGAGUGCCGGCGGCUGGGCGCCCGGCUGGCCACCACGGGCCAGCUCUACCUGGCCUGGCAGGGCGGCAUGGACAUGUGCAGCGCCGGCUGGCUGGCUGACCGCAGCGUGCGCUACCCCAUCUCCAAGGCCCGGCCCAACUGCGGGGGCAACCUCCUGGGCGUGAGGACCGUCUACCUGCACGCCAACCAGACGGGCUACCCAGAUCCUUCAUCCCGCUACGACGCCAUCUGCUACACAGGUGAAGACUUUGUGGACAUCCCCGAGAACUUCUUUGAGGUGGGUGGUGAAGAGGACAUCACCAUCCAGACAGUGACCUGGCCUGACGUGGAGCUGCCCCUGCCCCGAAACAUCACCGAGGGUGAAGCCCGAGGCACCGUGAUCCUCACGGUGAAACCCAUCUUCGAAUUCUCCCCCACUGCCCCCGAGGCUGAGGAGCCCUUUACAUUUGCCCCUGGCACAGGGGCCACCGCCUUCCCUGAGGCCGAGAACAGGACCAGUGAGGCCACCAGACCCUGGGCUUUUCCCGAGGAGUCCACACCAGGCCUGGGGGCCCCGACGGCCUUCACCAGCGAGGACCUCGUCGUGCAGGUGACCAUGGCCCCUGGUGCGACUGAGUUCCCUGGCCAGCCACGACUUCCAGGAGGGGUUGUGUUCCAUUACCGCCCGGGCUCCUCCCGCUACUCACUGACUUUCGAGGAGGCACAGCAGGCCUGCCUGCGCACUGGGGCUGUCAUCGCCUCGCCUGAGCAGCUCCAGGCCGCCUAUGAAGCAGGCUACGAGCAGUGUGACGCCGGCUGGCUGCAGGACCAGACUGUCAGAUACCCCAUUGUGAGCCCCCGGACCCCGUGUGUGGGUGACAAGGACAGCACCCCGGGGGUCAGGACCUACGGCGUGCGGCCACCAUCAGAAACCUAUGAUGUCUACUGCUACGUGGACAGACUCGAGGGGGAAGUGUUCUUUGCCACACGCCUGGAGCAGUUCACCUUCCGGGAAGCCCAGGAGUUCUGUGAAUCCCAGAAUGCCACACUGGCCUCCACGGGCCAGCUCUACGCUGCCUGGAGCCGCGGCCUGGACAAGUGCUACGCCGGCUGGCUGGCUGACGGCAGCCUCCGCUACCCCAUUGUCACCCCAAGGCCAGCCUGCGGCGGGGACAAGCCAGGCGUGAGAACUGUCUACCUCUACCCCAACCAGACGGGCCUCCUGGACCCACUGUCCCGGCACCACGCCUUCUGCUUCCGAGGUGUCUCGGCGGUGGCGCCCUCUCCAGGAGAAGAGGAGGGUGGCACGCCCACCUCUCUCCCGGACCUAGAGGAACGGAUCGCUACCCAAGUGGGGCCCGGUGUGGCUGCUGUCCCUGUGGGCGAGGAGACGACAGAAGUCGCAGCCUUCACCACUGAGCCAGAAAACCGGACAGAAUGGGAAUUCGUCUACACCCCAGUGGGCACUUCCCCACUGCCAGGGAUCCCUCCUACGUGGCCUCCCACUAGUGCAGCAACAGAGGAGGGCACAGAAGGCCCUUCUGCAACAGAAGCACCCUCAGCCUCAGAGGAGCCGUUCCCCUCAGAGAAGCCAUUCCCCUCAGAGGAGCCGUUCCCCUCAGAGAAGCCGUUCCCCUCAGAGGAGCCAUUCCCCUCAGAGAAGCCAUCAGCUUCAGAGGAGCCAUUCCCCUCAGAGCAGCCAUCUACCCUUUCAGCACCAGUGCCCAGCAGGACUGAGCUGCCAGGUUCUGGGGAAGUAUCCGGGGCACCUGAAGUCAGUGGUGACUUCACAGGCAGUGGAGAAGUUUCAGGACACCUAGACUACAGUGGGCAGCCCUCGGGGGAAAUUGCAAGUGGACUGCCCUCUGAAGACCUUGAUUCCAGUGGGCUCACCUCUGCAGUGGGCUCAGGCCUGCCUGUGGAAAGCGGACUGGCUUCAGGGGAUGAAGAUAAAAUUACGUGGUCCAGCACUUCUAAAGUUGACAGAUUGCCCUCUGGAGGUGAGGGCCCAGAGGGCUCUGUUUCUGGAGUAGAGGAUCUCAGUGGACUUCCUUCUGGAGAAGGUCCAGAAAUUUCUGCCUCCGGAGUAGAGGACCUCAGCAGACUUCCUUCAGGAGAAGGUCCAGAAAUUUCUGCCUCCGGAGUAGAGGACCUCAGCAGACUUCCUUCGGGAGAAGGUCCAGAAAUUUCUGCCUCCGGAGUAGAGGACCUUAGCAGACUUCCUUCUGGAGAAGGUCCAGGAAUUUCUGCUUCUGGAGUAGAGGACAUUAGCCAGCUUCCUUCUGGAGAAGGUCCAGAAAUUUCUGCCUCUGGAAUAGAGGACCUCAGCCGACUUCCUUCUGGUGAAGGUCCAGAAAUUUCUGCCUCCGGAGUAGAGGACCUCAGCAGACUUCCUUCUGGAGAAGGUCCAGAAAUUUCUGCCUCCGGAGUAGAGGACCUCAGCAGACUUCCUUCGGUAGAAGGUCCAGAAUUUCUGCCUACCGGUAGAGACCUCAGCAGACUUCCUUCGGGAGAAGGUCCAGAAAUUUCUGCCUCCGGAGUAGAGGACCUCAGCAGACUUCCUUCGGGAGAAGGUCCAGAAACUUCUGCCUCCGGAGUAGAGGACCUUAGCAGACUUCCUUCUGGAGAAGGUCCAGACAUUUCUGCCUCCGGAGUAGAGGACCUCAGCAGACUUCCUUCUGGUGAAGGUCCAGAGACUUCUGCCUCUGGAAUAGGGGACAUUAGCCAGCUUCCUUCUGGAGAAGGUCCAGAAAUUUCUGCCUCUGGAAUAGAGGACAUUAGCCAGCUUCCUUCUGGAGAAGGUCCAGAAAUUUCUGCCUCUGGAGUAGAGGACCUUGGCAGACUUCCUUCUGGAGAAGGUCCAGACAUUUCUGCCUCCGGAGUAGAGGACCUCAGCAGACUUCCUUCUGGGGAAGGUCCAGAAAUUUCUGCCUCUGGAAUAGAGGACCUUAGCAGACUUCCUUCUGGAGAAGGUCCAGAAAUUUCUGCCUCCGGAAUAGAGGAAAUUAGCCAGUUUCCUUCUGGAGAAGGUCCAGAAAUUUCUGCUUCUGGAGUAGAGGACCUCAGCAGACUUCCUUCUGGGGAAGGUCCAGAGACUUCUGCCUCUGGAGUAGAGGACCUCAGCAGACUUCCUUCUGGAGAAGGUCCAGAGACUUCUGCCUCCGGAGUAGAGGACCUCAGCAGACUUCCUUCUGGAGGAGAGGGUCAUCUAGAGACCUCUGCCUCUGGAGUGGAGGACCUCAGUGGAAUUCCUUCUGGAGGUGAGGAUCAUCUAGAGAGCUCUGCUUCUGGAGUAGGGGACCUUAGUGGACUUCCUUCUGGAAGGGAAGGUCUGGAGAUCUAUGCUUCUGGAGCUGAGGAUCUCAGUGGUUUGACUUCUGGGAAAGAAGACUUGGCUGGGUCAGCUUCUGGGGACUUGGAUGUUGGCAGGAUGCCUUCUGGAACACUAGAAAGUGGGCAAGCUCCAGAAGUAAGUGGCCUUCCUUCUGGAUUUGGUGGUGAAUAUUCUGGGGUGGACCUUGGAAGUGGCCCAUCCUCUGGCCUUCCUGACUUUAGUGAACUUCCAUCUGGGUUCCCAACUGUCUCCCUCGUGGAUACUACAUUGGUGGAGAUGGUCACCGCCACCACUGCAAGUGAACUAGAAGGAAGAGGAACCAUUGAUGUCAGUGGCGCUGGAGAAACAUUUGGGCUUCCCUUCAGUGAGUUGGACAUUAGUGGAGGAGCAAGCGGGCACCCUUCAGGAGCAGAACUCAGUGGCCAGGCAUCUGGGUCUCCUGACAUCAGUGGGGAAACAUCUGGACUCUUUGACGUCAGUGGACAGCCAUCAGGGUUUCCUGACAUCAGCGGGGAAACGUCUGGGCUUUUUGAGGUCAGUGGGCAGCCGUCAGGAUUUUCUGGGGCAACAUCUGGUGUGACCGAGCUUAGUGGACUGUCCUCCGGACAACCAGACAUCAGUGGGGAUGCUUCAGGAGUUCUUUCUGGCGUUGGCCAACCAUUUGGCCUCACCGACGUGAGUGGAGAGACAUCCGGGGUCCCUGAUCUCAGUGGGCAGCCAUCGGGGUGGCCAGGGUUCAGUGGAAUGCCAUCCGGAACCCCUGACCUAGUUUCAAGUGCCACGAGUGGCAGUGGGGAAUCUUCUGGCAUUACAUUCGUGGACACCAGUUUGGUUGAAGUGACCCCAACGACCCGGAAAGAAGAAGAAGGUUUAGGGUCCGUGGAACUCAGCGGCCUCCCCUCGGGAGAGGCAGAUCUCUCAGGCGCAUCUGGGGUAGUGGAUGUCAGUGGACUCGCUUCUGGAGCCACUGACUCCAGCGGGCUUACAUCUCAGCCUCCAGAAUUCAGUGGCCUCCCGAGUGGAGUAACGGAGGUCAGUGGAGAAUCCUCUGGUGUCGAGAUUGGGAGCAGCCUGCCCUCCGGAGCCUAUGACGGCAGCAGACUUCCCCUCAGUGCCCCCACUGUCUAUCUUGUGGAUAGAACUCUGGUGGAGUCUGUAACCCAGGCUCCAACGGCUCAAGAAGCAGGAGAAGGGCCUCCGGGCACUUUGGAACUUAGCGGUGCCCAUUCUGGAGUACCAGACGUGUCUGGAGACCAUUCUGGAUCUGUGGACCUAAGCGGGCUUCAAUCUGGGCUGGCAGAGCCCAGUGGUGAGCCAGCAAGUACUCCAUAUUUUAGUGGGGACUUUUCUGUCACCACCGAUGUAAGUGGGGACUCCUCUGCAGCCACGAGCACCAGUGGGGAGGCCUCGGGACUUCCAGAAGUUACUUUAAUCGCUUCUGAGUUCGUGGAGGGUGUUACUGAACCAACCAUUUCUCAGGAACUUGGCCAGAGACCCCCUGUAACCCACACGCCCCAGCUUUUUGAGUCCAGUGGAGAAGCCUCUGCAUCUGGGGAUGUGCCCAGGUUCCCCGGGUCUGGAGUAGAGGCACCACCAAUCCCAGAAUCUAGCAGGGAGUCAUCGCCCUAUCCUGAAGCUGAGACAGGAGCAUCUGCUGCCCCUGAGGCCAGUGGAGGAGCCUCUGGGUCCCCCGAUCUGACUGAAGCCACCUCUGCCUUCCAUGAAGCUGACCUGGAGGGGACUUCAGGCCUGGGAGUGAGCGGCAGCACCUCAGCCUUUCAGGAAGGCACCAGGGAGGGCUCGGCUGCCCCAGAAGUGAGCAGAGAGUCGACCACCACCUAUGAUGUGGGCCCAGAGGCAUCAGGCUCGCCUUUGGCCACUCCCGUGGCUUCCGGAGACAGGACUGAGGUCAGCGGAGACCUGUCUGGCCACACAUCGGGGUUGGAGGUUGCCAUCAGCACUGCCAUCCCAGAAUACGCGUGGACCCAGCAGACCCAGAGCCCUGCAGAGGCCCCUCUCGAAAUUGAGUCCUCAAGCCCUGUGCACUCAGGAGAAGAGAUGCCAACAGCCAAACCCGCCACCUCCCCAACAGAGGCUUCCAUCCCAACCCCUCCGGGACAGACAGAUGAAUCAGAGGCAACCACGGCAGACUUUGACGAGUGCCUCUCAAGCCCUUGUCUGAAUGGAGCCACCUGCGUGGAUGCCAUCGACUCUUUCACAUGCUUAUGCCUUCCCAGCUACCAAGGGGACCUGUGUGAGAUCGACCAGAAGCUGUGUGAGAACGGCUGGACCAAAUUCCAGGGCCACUGUUACCGCCACUUCCCCGACCGGGCGACCUGGGUAGAUGCAGAGAGCCAGUGCCGGAAGCAGCAGUCACACCUGAGCAGCAUCGUCACCCCCGAGGAGCAGGAGUUUGUCAACAACAACGCUCAGGACUACCAGUGGAUUGGCUUGAACGACAAGACCAUCGAAGGGGACUUCCGCUGGUCAGAUGGACACUCCUUGCAAUUUGAGAACUGGCGCCCCAACCAGCCUGACAACUUCUUCGCCACUGGAGAGGACUGCGUGGUGAUGAUCUGGCACGAGAAGGGCGAGUGGAAUGACGUGCCCUGCAAUUACCAGCUGCCCUUCACGUGUAAAAAGGGCACAGUGGCCUGCGGAGAGCCCCCCAUGGUGGAGCACGCCAGGAUCUUCGGGCAGAAGAAGGACCGGUACGAGAUCAAUUCCCUGGUGCGGUACCAGUGCACCGAGGGCUUUGUCCAGCGCCACGUGCCCACCAUCCGGUGCCAGCCCAGCGGGCACUGGGAGGAGCCUCGGAUCACCUGCACAGACCCCGCCACCUACAAGCGCAGACUACAGAAGCGGAGCUCACGGCCCCUGCGGAGGAGCCGCCCCAGCACAGGCCCCUGAGAGGGGCUUCCAGGACGUGCCCAGGAUGCUGAGCCCAGGAGCCUUGCCAGGCUGACAUUCCACACGGAUGGUGUCCGCUCCUUGUCGCUUUCUGUCAUAUAAGGAAUUCCAUUAAAGAAGGAAAAAAAAAAAUCCCACAUUGUGUAUGCACCCACCCACCCCCUCAAUCGCCAAAACUGCAUCUAAUUUUCCCCUCAAACGCCAAAGCAAAGCAGAUGUAUUGUAACCCGUGGACUGAGUUUAGAGACAUUUCUUCAAUCUCCCGUUGUGCCUUUCCAGGGACCAGCGCAGGGACAG
Molecule: messenger RNA, 7332 nt
Organism: Phacochoerus africanus (Common warthog)
Lineage: Eukaryota; Metazoa; Chordata; Mammalia; Artiodactyla; Suidae
Gene: ACAN
Product: aggrecan
Biological process (GO): cell adhesion
Molecular function (GO): calcium ion binding; hyaluronic acid binding
Source: RefSeq, a predicted model, not a curated record